Messenger RNA from Belonocnema kinseyi, 1824 nucleotides. RefSeq names its product RYamide receptor-like. Gene Ontology annotation, molecular function: neuropeptide Y receptor activity. Lineage: Eukaryota; Metazoa; Arthropoda; Insecta; Hymenoptera; Cynipidae. Gene Ontology annotation, biological process: G protein-coupled receptor signaling pathway. The record is from RefSeq and is a predicted model, not a curated record. Bases 104 to 1492 code for a protein of 462 amino acids. Gene Ontology annotation, cellular component: membrane. The transcript has 10 exons.
GUGGUGUUUGUGAUAAAAAAAAUCUGCAUUUUGAAGGAAAUUUAGUCCUUAGCGAACGGAUUUCUGAACCUCUUAUUUAUAAGGAUUGAUUUCGAGUCUCAGCAUGAAUAACUCGUGGUCACCAGAAGAAGGAGGACCUGAGGCAUGGUGGCCACCUAUGUUAAAUACCACCUACUGGUUAACAACACACAAUACUUCAUAUUAUGAUGAAUAUGAUGAUCUUUACGAAGUUCCAGCUGGAAUAAUAGCACUUCUGAGUGUGUGCUAUGGAAGCAUAUCCGUUUUAGCUGUGGUAGGAAAUUCCCUCGUGAUGUGGAUCGUAGCCACUUCAAGGCGAAUGCAAAGUGUCACGAACUGCUUCAUUGCCAACCUCGCAUUUGCCGACAUUGUCAUCGGAUUGUUCGCAAUUCCCUUUCAAUUUCAGGCAGCUUUACUCCAACGAUGGAUAUUGCCAUACUUCAUGUGUGCGUUUUGCCCUUUCGUGCAGGCAUUAUGUGUCAAUGUUUCGGUAUUCACACUCACAGCAAUUGCAGUAGAUAGACAUCGGGCCAUUCUCAGACCAUUAAGUGCUAGGCCAAGCAAACUUAAAGCCAAAGUAAUCAUUGCUGGGAUUUGGUUGGUCAGCGGAGCUUUAGCGGUACCAAUGGCAGUAGCCUUGAGAGUGGUUAUGCUUCCGGAAAGUAAUAGCGUUGGACGAAUUCAUCUGAAGCCCUUUUGUAGCAACGAAAAUUUAACCGAAAGAUCAAUGCUGACAUACAGAGCAGUUUUGGCUUUCCUUCAAUAUCUCACACCCCUGACUAUCAUCUCUUGCGUUUACGCACGAAUGGCUCUGAGAUUAUGGGGAAGUCGAGCCCCUGGGAACGCCCAAGACUCAAGGGACGCUAAUUUAAUGAAGAAUAAGAAAAAGGUGAUCAAAAUGUUAGUAAUAGUCGUGGCAAUAUUCGCAGUAUGUUGGUUGCCACUUCAAACUUACAACGUUCUUCAGUACACGUAUCCAGAAAUAAACGAGUAUCGUUAUAUCAACAUCAUUUGGUUUUGUUGCGACUGGUUGGCGAUGUCCAACAGCUGCUACAACCCUUUCAUCUACGGAAUCUACAAUGAGAAAUUCAAAAGGGAAUUUCAAUUAAGAUGUCCGUGUCGAUCUCGCAAGUGGUCUUCGAGUCCGCCAACAGACAGUUUGGAUAUGGAUAAAACGCAAAGUACCAGAGCGUCCAUUAGAUAUGAUUGGCGAAGACCAGCGUCUGGUGGAUGUCCAGCAGCAGCUUCCUUCUACAGAAGCGCGUCAAUGAGGGAAUCUUCGCGGCUAAUGGUAUUAAACGGAACUGAAAUAUCGACACGUUCCCUGAAUUCAGCCGGAUGUUGUGUCCGAAACGGUCACGAUAACCAGUCUUCCAUUCCCAAGACAUUAGAGAGAACGACGGAGUUGUAUGUAUUCUCUUCUGGAAGACACAAACACACACGUGAUCUUGCUGACCAAGAACUUUGUUUAUAAUCUUAGCGCACGUAGUAUAUUUGGACAACUUUUUAUCAAAAGAAACAUGUUCAAAAAGAAAUUGAUUGGUCAAGAAAAUAUAGAAAUACGUAAUAAUACGUAUAUACAGAAUAAAACACCGAUGCACAGUCGGACAAAAUAGAAAAAGGAGGUUCAAAAUAACUUGUAGAAGCCAACUUGUGACCGAUUCAUUUUCGUUUGAAAAAUCAAACCAUUUCCUUUGUUUAAAAUUUUUUGUUAAUGGAGGGGAAAUUAUAGCAGGGAAAGCAGGAAAUGAGGGGAAAUUAAGGGUGGUGAGGCAGUCGGAAUAAUAGAAGUAAGAGGAAGUGAGA